UUAACGUUAACCAAAACCCUUUGAUUUUGUUUUUCGCUUUCACCAAAAAGAAAAAAGAAAUGGCUAGACUCGCCGUUGCGUUCACGGUAAUUUUCCUCUUCACCUUCUCAUCUCACGCCCGCUUUCUCACAGCUGAACAGGAACAUGACGUCACCCUCGAAGAAACCGAGACCAAGUUACCGGAAUCCAACCCUAAAACCACAAACGCCAUCUUUCUCCCUAGCGAGAAACCAGGGUUCGAAUCCGCCGAAGUAGUUGAUUUCAAGCCCGAUGAUGCCUUGGAAACCGUCUCAGAGGUGGAUUCGGCUCCGUUGACAAAGAUCAGUUUCCGUCCUGUAAACCGUCACUUCCCCAGGCGUCCCAUGAUUCCGUUCCGUCACAAACACAACUGCCGUUUCCACAAACGGUUCAGGCCUUUGAACCCGCGGUUACAGCAGAAGCGCUAUAUUUCUUACGGUGACGAUAUGAUUUUGUCCGACGAGAAGUCUCAAUUUGACCCGGAGUCACGCGGUGUGGUUCGCCAGAUCCAGCCGAGAUGGGCCAGGUUUCGCGAUGAUGGCACCGAGUCUGAGGAUCUAGAUUUUAUAAAGCCUCAUCACCACGACCACGACCACGACCACGACCACGAACACGAACACGAACACGAUCAUGAUGACCAUCACCACCACCACCACCAUCACCACCGCCGCCAUCACCAUGGAGAGGAAGACGAGAAGGAUGAGAGGGAGGAGCACGAGGGCGGGUUCAUGAGGAGGUUUCGCAAGUUUUUUAUUCAUUUUUGAAGACAUCAUGCAAAUCUAAUCUAUGUUUACUAGCUUUGAGGUAUGGGCAUUUCGGUGUCCGUUGUUAUACAUUGUAAAUAAGAUCGCAUCCGUUGGGAUGAAGAACAUGGUUUUAUGUCUUCGUAUUUCCUUGUAUAAUAGUACUACACAGGACUAAAUUUACGAGAUCAUUGAGUUUUCUUUCUUUUUCA
Molecule: messenger RNA, 973 nt
Organism: Theobroma cacao (cacao)
Lineage: Eukaryota; Viridiplantae; Streptophyta; Magnoliopsida; Malvales; Malvaceae
Source: RefSeq, a predicted model, not a curated record